UGUCCCAGUCUGUCGUUCCAUUUGAAUAAUAAUAUUGCAUUUUUGAGAUAUCCACGCUCUUUUAUUGAAACUGUGCCAAAACUGAAUGCGGCAUGUACUGCCACCUACUCAAAAGUAUAAGUAUACAGUGAUUUGAUCAGCUCUCCACUCAUUGACCAUGCCCUACAUUCACGCUCCCCACUUUCACAUCACGAUAAACGUUCGCCGUGCCCAAGACAAUACGACGCCAACUGGUGACUUCCAGUGGCAGACUGUUAUCGGUAUCAUUGUUGGAUUCCUGUCUAUUCUACUCGCCGUCUACCUCCUUCAUCUAUUGUUCCAGUUCCAUGCUUCAGGCGUACCCCGUCGCACCUUCGAAUACGUACUUCCAUCAAGUAUUCUGCGUGCCUCGCAUUCCGUCACUGAACCUGACGUGUCGGGCUCGUUCCCCGACAUCCCGAGGACAACUAGUCGAGCUCCCCCUCCUCCUUAUACAGCAAGAUCAAACACAGCUCCCCUCCCCGCAAUCACAGCCCCACCUCCAUCGUUCCAAGGUGGUCCAGCCCGCCAUCCGCGGAGCUCCCGCCCUUCACCGCGCCGCCACGUAGAUGACCUUAUUUCAAGAGCAUGAAAUGGACUCGAACACAUUGCUGCGGACGCACAGCAAGCCGACUUAUGACGGGCUUCGGCAUCCUGUGCAUCCCUCCGUUACCACUUAGCAAG
This is a messenger RNA of Suillus clintonianus, 702 nucleotides long. RefSeq lists its product as uncharacterized. The transcript has 3 exons. The record is from RefSeq and is a predicted model, not a curated record. The coding region runs from base 158 to 610 and encodes 150 amino acids. Lineage: Eukaryota; Fungi; Basidiomycota; Agaricomycetes; Boletales; Suillaceae.